Molecule: messenger RNA, 1270 nt
Organism: Drosophila persimilis
Lineage: Eukaryota; Metazoa; Arthropoda; Insecta; Diptera; Drosophilidae
Product: ketohexokinase
Exons: 1
Coding region: 128-1060 (310 amino acids)
Biological process (GO): fructose metabolic process
Molecular function (GO): ketohexokinase activity
Source: RefSeq, a predicted model, not a curated record
CCCUCACAGCGAACACACGUAGAUUCUGAUUAGAUUGAGUGGAAAAUAGAGCUAUAGAAGACUGUAAGCCCAGAAGAACACACCCGAUAAUCGCGUAAGUGACCGACCGGAAAAGAUCUGUGUUGUAAUGACCGAGGAGACGGUCGGCAAGCCCGUGCUAUGCGUGGGCUGCACGGUCAUCGAUUUUGUGACGAUCACCAGCAGCUACCCCAAGGAGGACACCGAUCGACGCUGCCUGGACGGUUUCUGGCAGCGAGGCGGCAACGCCUCCAAUGUGAGCACUGUCUUGGGCGUGCUGGGGUCGAAGGUUGACUUCUUUGGAAUGCUGAGCAGAUCGGAUGCGUUUCGAGUGCUGCUGGAGGAUUUGCGGCGGAGGAACAUCGGCACAAGCCACUGUCCGCAAACGGACAAGGACCCGCCGUUCUCAUCGGUGAUCCUUGCCCAGGACUCUGGCACGCGCACCAUCAUCCACUGCAACAAGAACUAUCCGCAAGUCACCUGGGAGGACUUCAAGAAGAUCGACCUAACGCGAUACGGAUGGGUCCACUUUGAGGCUCGCAAUGUCGCAGAGACUUCCAGGAUGAUGCAAAGCAUUGUAGAGCACAACCGCAACAGCGGCGAACGCAUUAUCAUAUCCUUAGACUUCGAGACGCUGUACGAACAGAACCUGAAGUUGUGCUAUCCCUGCGACUAUGUGGUCUUCUCCAAAGAACUGGCCAGCCAGAAGGGCUGGAAGAGCCCCAAAGACACUUGCGAAUUCCUUGCCGCCAACCUGUCUUUGCAGGGGACACUGAAACCACCGGUGAUCAUCUGUCCCUGGGGUAGCGCAGGCGCAGUCUGCCUGGAUGCCAGUGGCAACUACCACGAGCUGCCUCCGUACAAGCCCAAACAGGUGGUGGACACACUGGGCGCGGGCGAUAGCUUCAUGGCUGGCUUCAUUUAUGGCACCCACGUGCAUAAGUGGGAUUUAGCGGAGGCUGUGGACUUUGCCAAUCGUGUGGCCAGCCACAAGAUCAACAAAUUCGGCUAUGAUCACAUUGGAGAGCUUAGAUUGGCCUAGAAACAAUGGGAAAUAGCUCCAGCAGCUUGGUUUUAAAAGAUAUUCCUAUCGAAAGUCUCCAUAAUCCACUCCUAAGUGGCUCUGCAGAAACUCUGCCUUAUUUUCGUUGAAAGUUUCUUGCUGCAUCCUCAAGGAUGGCAGAGCUUUUGUAUUUUCACAAAUUUUAUAAACUUGUCAAAGUCAUUACGAAUAUAUGUAUGUAUGUGUGUA